AAACUACCAUUGUACUUGUUACAUUUCCUGUUUUUUACUGUUUCCUGAAUUCUUAACUGAUAAUCUUUUAUUUACAAAAACAAGGAAUAUGACUAUUCAAGCCAUAAGUUAUAUGGUUUGUCUGUUCCUGCUGUCUCGACCAGCUUCUCCUGCUUCCGUGCGCCUUGUCGCCAGUCUUACUUGUGUUAGUGUUCCUGUUUUGUUUUUGUCUUGUUUAAAGACCUUUUUGUAUAUUAAAUCCCCUUUUUGUUAACAAUCAGGACGGGCUUUUUCCGAUGAUGGACAGAUGAUCAACAGUAACGUAAUCAACCACGUCACGAAAGAGCGCAUGGGCCCCGGUCUCUUUUCUCUGAUGCCUCAGAUGAACACGCUUCUUCAGCCUAGUCUCCUUCGUUCCAACCGUGUUAAGUUCUUACAGGACCGACAAAUGCGAUACGAUAUGAUAUAAAUUAUCAAAUAUGCAUUAACUCAAGUAAAAGUAUUAAUACACUAAGAGUACCACACUAACUAUUAUUUUUGUAUAAGGUAAGGAGCUUAUUGUUUUUAAAUAUAUUCAAAGUAUUCAAAUUCAGAGUACUUGCUUAAUGUAUCCUAUCCCCCAAUGCAGUGUAAUACAUCAUAUGGAGUCUCUGCAGUGGCCUCUUCUGAAUCCAUUGGAGGUGUUAGUGAGUGGUGCUGCUACAGGAGGCUGGGUCUCACGUUACCUGCCCGCUCUGAUAUUAAUCAGUGGACCAAUUCCUUGAGAAUUAGUUAUUGAUUUCUUUGAAAAAAAGUUGUGUGAACAACUGAGCACGUACCUCAAUACAUUGUGAUAGUGGAGUACAGGUACAUGAAAAACGUACAGUAACUAAGUAAAUGUACUUUGUUGCAUCACACCACAGAGUGUGUUUCCACAUGAGUCAGUAUGUAGUGGCUAUAAAUGCACUCUUGAUAACAUUGGUUUACUGUUACUGCUCAAAUUAAUGAAAUAGAUGACUGUGAAUACCAAAAACAAAGCCUGUUGCAUGUUGGACCUCUUUCCUGGAAUAGAUGGCAGUUUGUUUUGUUUGGUUUUGACUGAAGAAUACGUCUACAGUGGCCUGUGUCGAUUGUGGGUGUCUGACAGAACCAACAAAAGGCUGCGUGCUUUCACAGGCUCCGCCAACAGCUGUCUGGGUGAGACUGCCCAGCAGAGCGCAGACUGGGGCGGGGGAAUGGCUCCGAGGUUGAAAGCAGUGAGUUCAGCAGCCGCAGCCCGCAGAUGCUGCUUUACUGUGGCAAACCAGAUAGUAAGGGACAUAGGUCAAGCAUUCGAUGGAUUUAUUUAGCUUCCUUUGGUUGGGAUAGUGGAGAAGACAACGGGGGGCUAUAUGUCUUUGCAAGGCACUUUUGAAGUCGUGCUCCCAACCCUAUCUCUGCCGAUGGAAGCGGAGCGCAGUCGGAAUAAGGAGCUGUUGGAGGCCAGUCUGGCCGGGUUGUGUGAGCUGGAGCUGCUCAAACAGAGGCAAGAAUGCCGAGUGCUCAGCGCCCUCUGCCUCGGGGACUCUCGUGUUCCUGUGGGUCCGCCGUGGGGAGCUCUACGGUCGGCCCGUUGCGCCCUGGACGCACCAGACGGCAACGCGUCGGAGGAAAAUGGCCUCGGGAUUCAGACUAGACGUCUCCAGUGCACUCCAUGGGGUUUAAAGUUUUCUUUAGAACAACAGGUGGCGGAACUGAAGGUGAACUCACAGGUCAAUACAACAACACUUUAUCUGGGGGAUAACAGACCCAGUUCAGGAGAUGUCCUUGUAACGCAGAAAAAAGGAUCUCCUGAAUCAAAUAAUCAACCUGUGAUCCCAAGUUCCCUCUUAGUCCCUGAGGGUACACAAGAGACAGAGAUAGGAGAAUCAUGGCAAUCAGACACGACGAGACAAGCCACGGUUACUGAUGCCUUUGGGGUGAUAUGGAAUGAUGAUCCCAGUCAGGAAGAUUAUCAACAAGCACAAAAAGUAGAGAAUUACAUAUUCAGUCUUAUCCAACGCAGAGUUUUACCCAUGCGCCCCUCCAAGCCCCGCACCAGCCUCUCACAUGAUGCCCGAGUUGUCAAUGUUGUGAGGCAGAGUAGUUCGUGCCGUAAGGAAGAACAAGAUUCACUAAAGCAGGUGUCUGUUCAACAGAUCUCAACUCUGUCCCAGUGUUCAGAGGGAGCUGCCUCACAGGCUUGCCAAAAUGUGGAUCAGAAAUGUCAGCUUGGGACAGAGUUUAAUGAAGAGGCCUCACCCUUAUACCACAACCACCUCCUCCAAAGUGUCCCGUAUCAACCAGGAUUUUAUCACAAGCCAAGGCAGGCCUCUAUGGUUCACACAUCCAGCUCAACCUUGCCAGAUUAUCGAUCUUGCAGUGUGCAGCCAGCCAAACAAGACUCCAGCAAUAGUGAAACCGAUUCAACCCUGAUUCACAACUACCAGCCAGCUUCAGCUGUGUCAAAGUCUCACUAUCCACCUUCUCCUGAUGGGCAGUUGGUCAAUGCAGAGUAUAUUCCAGCUCAGCCCUGUCGAGCCUACACCAGAGCUUAUGCUCAGUAUCACUCCAAUCCCCAGAAGGGCUCUGGGAUACUUAAACCUAACAGAAGCAUGUUUUCUCCAGAAGGAAACCAAAAUCAUGAAGAGCAGCAGCCAACAGCUUCUCAGGUCCAGCCCUCCCGAUGUCGGGGGGGCCCAAAGAAGUGCCGUUUGAAUGAAGAGAGAAGUGGUGCCACAAAGAGGCUAGGGAAGAAGGCGUGUAGGUCACAGUCAGAGAACAGCUUGCAAAGGGCUCCAGAGCGCAAGUACAAUUCGGUAGAGAGGGAUGGUGGAGAAAGUGGGAGUGGUGGAAGGGGAAGCCGGAGUAGUCAAUCCAGGAGCAAGAAACAACAGCAAGGAAGUGGUAGCUGUCGGCGCUGGCAGUCCAGUCUUGAGCUCAGCCAAGAUGAAGCUGACCAGCUGCCCGUACCAGCACAUGUGGCAAACCAAAGGGAGCCUUGUCCUAGGCGCACACGCAAAUCUCGUACACAUGCAUCAUAUGUCUCUCCACACCGCAACCAUAAUCUCCUCCAACACUCACACCAUCAUCAACCCAUGGAGUACCAGUUAGAGAGGGAUCAAGUGCCACUGUGUAAGCCAAGUGAGAACUACCUUCAUCAAGAUCAGGGUGAGUCUGAGUCAAGCAUGAGCGAGGCUGACUCUCCAGACUCCAGCUCGUUAUCCAGUGACUCAGAUGAAAGUGGUGGUCUGGUUUGGCCCCAACAACUCCCCCCUCAACUUUCCCUCCCAUCACCUCCGGCCCCACCUGGAGCCCCAAUGCAGCCCAAAGCUUUUGUCAAGAUUAAGGCCUCACAUGCCCUUAAGAAGAAGAUCUUGCGCUUCCGCACUGGUUCGCUGAAAGUAAUGACCACUGUAUGAAGUGGAAUAAUGGCCAAAAUAAAGUAAUAUGAGCUGUCAAGCUUUGGACUAUGUAGUAGCAUGACAGAACACAAACUGUGAACACAACAAAAAUGUUAAUUAGGUAUGAUAUGAAAAUCUAUAUAAUAAAUCUAUAUAAUAAUUCUACAUGGAAGUAGUCUGACCUUCUGACUGAAUUGAUCGGAGGGCUUUAGAUCACCCUCAACAAGCAAUGAAAGAAAUGGCCAUCACCAUAUCAGUUAUUUGUUUAACAUUUUGUAUGUAAAAUUGUUUAUUAAGUGUAAUAGUGUAACAGUUAAUAGUGGAUGGAAGUUUGGAUGACUCAUGCUUUGUCAAAGGAUAGCCUGAUCUAAUGAAAUAUCAAAGCACAUGUCAACCCGAAUGUCUUGGAAGUCACAGUAUUUCAUAGUUUUAGCUUUCAGCCAUACUCAGAUAAAUGUUCAAUAUACAAGCGUUUUUAUGAGCUGUUGGUUCUCAUGCAAUGCCAUUUUUAUAUUUUCAUGCAAAUUUUGUUAUUUUUAUUCUUGUUUUCCUUUUUGUGUGGAUUGUAUGUAUGAGCGAUCUAAGUUGGUAACAUCGGACCUUUAACUUUAACCUUUUAAUGAGUAACUGUCGGAUCAUUAACAUAACAUUGGACCUUGACAGCAAAGCCCCGGUCAGCUUUGGUUUUGAACAAGGAAUAUCUAAACAUUACCUUAUUAGAAGAUCUCAGGCUACGGGCUGGUGAGUACUGAUUUAGUAUUGUAACUUGAGGCAAAAAAAGCAUCAGCAAUUGGUGGGUGGCAGACAUUAGCAUUAGCUUUACACUCUCUAAGGAAGGCAAUGGUUCGACCAGUACAUGUUUGCCGUAAAAAAGAAACUCAUCACCCUAUGUCAUUUAUGUUCAAUUCUGAGUAUUUACUGCCACUGAUGGCUCCAGAUGUUGGCUGGGGAGGUUGGUGGUUGUCAUCAGCCAUCAAUAACAGUAACUUGAAAGUGAAUCCAGGUCGUCGCAAACUUUAUGAAACUACCCUGUGUAAAAUGAUCAGAGACAGGUAGUGAAAGUGAUCCUCUGCUCUUAUUGAAUGUGACUCUUAAAAAAAUGUAUCAACCUUCUUCUCUAAUUCUGUUGUUUUUUAUAAAUUAAUUUUGGUAUUUAGGGAAGUUGCAUUUACACGACAGGUGUUUUCCCCAUGUAGAAAGAGGCUUAGUUAUUUUACUAGACAGGUGAAAACUGCUGCAUGUUUAAAGAGUAUGUUUUCAUUGCCAUGAAGUCAGCCUUAAUUUUAAAAGAAGGAUCCUUUGUCUCCCACUUUCCCAUGCAAGUUUAACUCCUAUUUAUCCAUCAUCUUUAUCCACUCUCAACAAACAUUUACAUGUGCACAUUGUGUGCAUUAUUAUUGAUGUUAUUAACUUUAUCUGUCAGCCAUGGCCAAAUAUGAAACUGAAAAGGAGUGGUUCUGGUGGAAGUACAAGUUAUUACAAUACAAAGGGCCUCUGAAUUUGCAGCUGAGUUAAUUAUUGUAAUUUUUUAUAGCAGCACACAAAACACAGUAAGACACAACAGUAUCUUUAAAUUAUCUUUAGAAAAUGUUCGUGGGAUUAUGUCUCACUUACAGAGCAACUUUGUACUAUUAUAUAUAUAUACCCUAUUGAAGGGUGCUGAAUGCUAUCCAUUUUUCAAUUCUAACGUUUUAAUAUUAAUAAUAAUUACAUGGUUGCCUGCACAAGAAUGUAUUUAAUGUUACAAUGUCACUUUCAGUAUUUGACAGUAUUAUCAUUUUACAUGCACUACCCAACUCACUAUGAGCUUCCUUUUGAAUGAAAAUUGUAAUGUGGUAUAUACAAUGUGUUUUAGAAAAUAAAGAUAUAUCAAAAGAUAACAUUUGUGUUUCUUAAAUAUUCUAGAAGAAAAACAAUAACCACUAGUUUCAUCAGUUGACGCUCGUUCACUCCCUCACUAUAUGUAUAUUCAGACCACACAUCACGACACAGGCAUAGAAAACACACACAGCACACAAGUGAUCGAAAAGAAUAGUUGUUCUCACACGCACUGGACUGAGGAGAUCCUCCACGUUUUCUCUGGCUGGACUGUACCAACUGCACUUUUUUGCUGCACAAAGGAACCGUGCACUUGCAUGGCCAUUACACAAGACAUGAGUUUAUCAGAAAAAAAGUCAAUUUAAAGAUAGAAAUAUUAUAGAUGCAUUUACUUAAACUGAGUUAUAGCAGACUAUGGCACGUGACUCCUACAACAAGUGUGUGUGCUUUUACAUAUAUCUUUGUGAGGACCAGCUUGAACAUACAACCUUCUUUUUCUUUUUUUGCAAUGGAUAGAUUUAUUGUCCCUCACUGAGACGUGGCUGCAUCCUGAUGAAUAUGUCAGUCUAAAUGAAUCUACUCCCCCCAGUCAUAUAAAUUCACAGGUUCCUAGAGAAAUUGGGCGAGGAGGUGGAGUUGCUGCUAUUUUUAACUCCAGUCUAUCAAUUAAUCCUAAACCUAAACUCAGCUACAAAUCAUUUGAAUGUCUGGUUCUUAGUCUUCCACGCCAAUCCAGGAACCACCAACAGCCAAUCAUAUUUGCCGUAGUUUACCGUGCUCCCAGGGCUUAUACUGAAUUUUUAAAGGAAUUCCCUGAGUUUUUAUCUAACUUAGUCCUAAAGACCGAUAAAAUUAUUAUUGUUGGUGACUUUAAUAUUCAUGUUGAUAAUAAUAAAGAUUGCCUUAGCGUAGCAUUUAUUUCAAUACUAGAUUAUAUUGGUUUCAGUCAGUGUGUGCACAAACCUACUCAUUGUGGUUAGACAGCUUCUCUCUGAUCACCCGUGAUCAGUUUACCAAAUUAAUCUCAGGUUCUAAACCAACAACCUGUAUCUUAGAUCCCAUUCCUACCAAAUUACUUAAAGAAAUUCUGCCCCUAAUUGAUAGUUCGUUACUUAACAUUAUCAAUCUGUCAUUAUCAUCAGGUUAUGUACCACAGUCUUUUAAAUAGCUUUCAUCAAACCCCUACUCAAAAAACCCACCCUAGACCCAGAGGUUUUAGCCAAUUACAGGCCAAUAUCUAAUCUCCCCUUCAUUUCUAAAAUCUUAGAAAAAGUUGUUGCCAAUCAGCUGUGUGAGUUUCUCCAGGAAAAUAAUAUAUAUGAAGACUUUCAAUCGGGGUUUAGAGCCAAUCACAGUACAGAGACAGCCUUGGCUGACCUUUUAAUAGCCUCAGAUCAGGGACUUGUGUCUGUCCUCGUUCUGUUAGAUCUCAGUGCAGCAUUCGACACAAUUGACCAUCAAAUUUUAUUACAAAGACUCAAACAGUUAAGUAACAUUAAUGGAACCGCCCUUAACUGGUUUAAAUCGUAUUUUUCUGAUCGCUCCCAAUUUGUGCAAAUUAAUGAUGAGUCAUCUGUGCGCACCAAAG
Molecule: messenger RNA, 6786 nt
Organism: Platichthys flesus (European flounder)
Lineage: Eukaryota; Metazoa; Chordata; Actinopteri; Pleuronectiformes; Pleuronectidae
Product: dapper homolog 1-like
Exons: 3
Coding region: 1350-3398 (682 amino acids)
Biological process (GO): negative regulation of canonical Wnt signaling pathway
Cellular component (GO): cytoplasm
Source: RefSeq, a predicted model, not a curated record